Messenger RNA from Peronospora belbahrii, 2838 nucleotides. Lineage: Eukaryota; Oomycota; Peronosporomycetes; Peronosporales; Peronosporaceae. The record is from the annotation of a GenBank genome assembly.
AUGACAUGGUGGUGUUCAUGGCUCUACUGGAUCUCCUCGAUCUAUCUUUCUAUAGCUUGGGUCACUGCUCUUUCUCCAGGAUAUAAUGACCCUACCAUAUCUUUCUCCUCCUCCUCAUCUUCUAUUCGACCUGAUUUGGUCAUUAUAAAACCUCCAAAUGACUUGAUACUAGAUCAAACGGAACUUCACGCAAAAGUUCACGUGCAUCGAGAAUUACCGAAUGGUAAACGUCCAUCUCGUGUUUGUAUCAUCAUACAACCAGAGUAUGCACCUAUAGAAGUGGAUCUAGAGAGUGAAGAGAUUGAAAUGGAAGAGUCUUGCUUUAAUCAAAGCUUGAAUCAUGCUGCAUUCCAUAUCACUGGACUUGAGCCUGGUUUCUCCUAUUCGAUUACUGCAAAGCUUGAGAUUCAUGACAAUACGGUCGCUCUCUCUUCACGAAUUUUCUCGGUUGGAUCAAUCUUGUUACCAAGUGGAGAAGGUCGCGUGAGCAUCGCCGACGCACUGGAGACUGGUUCCAAAUUGCACAAUGCAUGGGAUCGGGGAAAUGCGUCACAGAUUUUUCGCUACGUACUGGACAUUUUUCCCGAUCACGGACAAGCAAACCAUCUAAUGGGUGCAUUGCUUUGUCAGGACGGGAAAAAGCAGCAAGCACUACCGUAUUUGUAUCGAGCAGUGCAGUUGAAUGAGAGUGACGAGAAUUUUCACAAUUCGCUGGGGCUUUGUCUCAAGUCGUUGGGACGGAAAAAGGAAGCAAUUGAGCAUUAUCGUCGAGCGUUGGAGCUAAAUCCGAUGCAGGUUGAAGCUUCUGUUAACUUGGGUGAUGUCAUGCAAGCAAUGGGUAAGUGGAAGGAGGCCAUGGACGAGUACAGUAAAGUAGCCAUGGCGCCGAUGAAUGUACUCAAACGACUAAUGGGUCUAGAGAAAGCGGAGAAUGUGGUAAAAAAUGCGAUGGGCAAGAGAUGUGAGCUGAUACGCGUUACUGACGGCUGGCAUCAAGCCAACCAUUGUUUGGAAGAAGCGCUAGAACGCUGGCCUGGUGAACCUACUUUUCACAACGACCGCGGAAAUAUCCUCGCCAACGCUGGCCAGUUUGAGGAAGCAUUCGAUGAAUACGAGCACUCUUUUGAUCUUGGCUUGCUUGCUGGCACACUCCAUCUUGCGGAGACAUUGGAAGCACUUGGGGAAACGCAGCAAAGUAUUGAUUUCUACGAUCAGAUUCUUGACAAUGAAAUCGUCGACCGCUUUUACCCUCGCACGCGAAUCAUGGUCAUGAAGGCGACAGUCCUACCUCGCAUUCUUCCUUCAACGCAAAAAGAAAUCGACUCGUACCGUAGUCGGUUUGAUGAAAACGUCAAGGUGUUGCUACAAAACAUUGAUUUACUUGAAGAGACCGAAGUGGACCCAAACCGAGUGUCUCUUUCUACUGCUAUUACGUUGACAGCUCAUAAUCGAAACAACCGUAAGCUAAAAGCAGCUAUGGGCUGCUUGUACUGGCAACUGUGGUACCAGCGACAAAUUAUGCGCGAGGAAUUUGUGUCUAGCUACGGUAUAGUUCCGUUGCCGUACACUCAACGGAGCGAGAAUAUAAAGACACCUGAGGUCGGUUCGCGGCGCUUGCGAGUUGGCUUCGUCUCGCGCUACAUAUUCAAUUCAGCUGUGGGGCUUUACAUGUCGGAGUUGAUACCCAUGUUCAACCGAGAAAGGUACGAGAUCAUCGUUUUUGCGAUAGGACUAAGCAAGUCAAUGAAAGUGGUGAACAAAGUUGAGGCGAUUACUGAGACGAUCGUUGGUCUUCCGAAAGAUGUUAGGGUUGCACGAGAAGAGAUACGUGCUUGGAACAUGGAUGUGCUUAUCUACCCUGAGCUUGGCAUGGACAAGACAACCUAUUUUGUCUCUCUUGCUCGACUUGCUCCAAUCCAAGCUGUUUGGUGGGGCAAUGCUGACACCUCUGGCGUGCCAACAAUGGACUAUUACCUCACGAGCGAAUUUGAGCACAGCAGCGUUAACUCACAUUACUCCGAGGUCGUCUACUGCUUCAAAGGAAUGGGUAUCUAUCACAAGCUGUUAGCUUUCCCGAGAAAUAGCACCAGUUGCGACCAGAUCCGACUUGCUCUCGAAGAGGUCUUUGACAUACCCGCAGACUUCCACCUCUACCUUGCCAUCGAGUCGAUUAUCCAUAUUCACCCCGACUUCGACGUCGCUGUAGCCAGCAUUUUUGAAAAAGACGAAAAGGCUCAUUUGUUUCUCCUGUCGACGUCAAGUCGAAAGGUCUGGGAGAGCCAAUUGCAAGCGCGGAUGGAAUCUGCAGGUGUUAACAUAGACCGGCUUCAUUUCCUCACUGAUGCUGAUCCAAUGCAGGAAUCGAUGCUUUUGCAGGCUGCAGAUGCGGUUCUGGCAAGUCUUCACCUCACGCGGCCACGCGCCUCGUUGCAAGCUUUUGCUGUAGGCGCUCCAGUCGUGACUUUUCCGAACGAGCUUUGGGCCUCGCGAAUCACUUAUGGUUUCUAUCAGCAGAUGGGGGUCAACGAUCUCAUUGCGACUUCUCUAGACGAGUAUGUGGGAUUAGCAAUCAAGCUGGCAAGUGAUGCUGCGUUCCACAAGAAGAUGAGGCAGCUAAUCGAGCAAAAUCGAUCAAAAUUGUCCCAAGACAAACAGGCCAUCAAAGAGUGGGAACACUUCUUUGACUUUGCGGCCCGUCAAAUAUCCGCUAGAGACGAUCAACCGACCAACGUUUCCCUACCCUCUUGUGCGUGUGAUCCUUUUCAAGGGCUCAAGGGUUUCGUCGACUGGAGUCAGGUUAAUGGUGUUGAAGGUUGGAGCCAAGUUUGUAAAUGCUGA